Molecule: messenger RNA, 3964 nt
Organism: Centropristis striata (black sea bass)
Lineage: Eukaryota; Metazoa; Chordata; Actinopteri; Perciformes; Serranidae
Gene: mpped2a
Product: metallophosphoesterase domain containing 2a
Exons: 7
Coding region: 837-1706 (289 amino acids)
Molecular function (GO): hydrolase activity
Source: RefSeq, a predicted model, not a curated record
UUCCUUGAAGCAGCAGCAGUAGUAAAUGUUUUAUAUUUUUGCCUUGGAGGUGAAGUGUAUUCAACGCAUAUGACAGGGCAGCUUUUAAAUUUAAGUAACACAUUUUAAGGCCCAGGGAGAGCCGCAAACUUAUGCAACAGCAAGGGUUAAAACAGAGUAAUUAUUUUAACUUUUUCAAUCUAAAGAGCUUUUUUAUUUUUUAAAUAUUUGCAGGAAUUGUGUUUUCCCACUUUUUUUUAGAUUGGCAUAAAUCUUUCUUGACUUAAAUUCAUUGCACAUAUCAUAGGAAGUGGCAUGCAGCUGACCCAGAAAAACAUAAAUCAAUGCUUUUGUGAAAAUAGGACAGUUUUUUUAGUUGUUUGCUUUUAAGAUAUUCAACAACUGGAGGUCAGAGCGUCUUUUCUUAUUUUUUUUCCACCACUACAUCACAGGAUUUAACCAUCAAAUGAACUCUGGAGCUGCUGAUUACCCUCCCUAAAAAGAUGUUGUAAAUUGAGGGCAUUUUUUUUCUUCUUUUCAUGCUCGUGGGUGCAUCAGGAGGUCUGGUAUAAAAAGCUUGUCAAGCCCACAGUGGCCACUUGACUAUCAGUCAGGGAGGUCAGGCAGGAGGGAAGCUCAGGGUUGCAAAGGAGAGACACAUCGAAGCCCUGACUGCAGUGUGUGUUGGUGGAGUCGGUCGGCUGGGUCGCUGCUCCUCCUGCUUCUCCUGCUGCUCCUGCUGCUGCUGCUGGGAGACUUCCUGGGCUUUUCCUGAGCGGCUCUGAAGGAUGACCGCUGCACGGCUCGCUGCUGAAUCCCGGUGAACGAACGGCGUCUCAUGUCCAAACGGCGGAAGGAUGGCUCAUGGCAAAGUGACCAUCACGGUGGACGAGUACAGCUCCAACCCCACGCAGGCCUUCACACACUACAACAUCAACCAGAGCCGCUUCCAACCUCCACACGUCCACAUGGUGGACCCCAUUCCUUAUGACACUCCCAAGCCAGCGGGACACACCAGGUUUGUGUGUGUGUCAGACACACACUCGCGCACAGACGGCAUCCAGAUGCCCUAUGGCGACGUGCUGCUGCACAUGGGUGACUUCACCGAGCUGGGCCUGCCCGCCGAGGUUAAGAAGUUCAACGACUGGCUAGGUGGCCUCCCGUACGAGUUUAAGGUGGUGAUUGCCGGAAACCAUGAGCUGACCUUUGAUAAGGACUUUAUGGCCGAGCUGGUCAAGCAGGAUUACUACCGAUUCCCCUCAGUGUCCAAACUCAAACCGGAGGACUUUGACAAUGUCCAGUCGCUCCUCACAAACUGUGUGUACCUGCAGGAUUCGGACGUCACCAUAAAGGGAUUCCGGAUAUACGGAGCGCCAUGGACUCCGUGGUUUAACGGCUGGGGGUUCAACCUGCCUCGGGGUCAGUCUCUGCUGGAUAAAUGGAACCUCGUCCCUGAAGGCAUCGACAUCCUGAUGACCCACGGACCUCCGCUUGGUUUCCGAGACUGGGUUCCUAAAGAGCUGCAGCGGGUCGGCUGUGUGGAGCUGCUCAACACGGUGCAGAAGAGGGUUCGACCCAAACUUCAUGCCUUCGGAGGAAUCCACGAAGGCUACGGGAUAAUGACGGACGGCUACACGACGUUCAUCAACGCGUCGACCUGCACCGUCAGCUUCCAGCCCACCAACCCCCCCAUCGUGUUCGACCUGCCCAACCCCUCCAGCUCCUGAGACCAGAGGGAGUGGGGGGAGGGAGGGCACCACCAAGCUACUUUUUUUCUAUAAAUAUGUCAAAAAAAAAAUUCUAAGUGUUUCUUUGCAAAACUUUUGGUCUUCUCCAAGCUGUUGUUGAGACUGAGAAGAUUCAGAGACGUGGGGCGGGUCGGGGAGUUUGUCUGGGAGGGUGAAAGGAGAAUACCGCCGCUUAUUCUUUUCUAACUGUGCCAACAAAGCUGGUUCCCCUCAGAGUUUGGUAAGAGAACAGAUUUUUUGCAGAUUUCAGGGCUUGUUUUCCUCCAGAAGAGGAAUGGCUUUGAAUCUAUAAAAUAACUUCCACAAAAUGAGAUAAUCAUGAAACUACGUCCUGAUUUAUAUCCUGUUAAUCACCUGACAGCCACAGGAAAACACACAAAAAAUAUAAAUAAAUAAUCCCUCAAAACUACAUCCCUUUAGUGCAGAACAGAAAAAAGUUUUUUUCUUCUUUUUUUUUCAACAUUAAAUUACAACUAAUUUUUUUUGUCACAAAUCUUUUUUCAUUAUUAUUAUAGGAAAAAAGUUCACGUGAUUUUGCUUUCUUUAAGCAAGCUUUUUUUUAUAUAAUUUUAAGAAUUAAAUUAUAACUACAUACCUUGAUCACAAAUUAAUAUUUUUUUACUAUCGGAAAAAACGUAAUAUUAUUUUGUGUUCUUGAUGCAUGCUCUUUUUCUUUUUUUAUCAGUUAUUUUCAGCAAUGAGUUAAAACAAAUUUUCUUGAUCACAAAUCAAUAUUUAUUUUUUUUAUUACAGGGACAUUCAAAAUAUUUUGCAUUAUUUACUUACAUUUUUUUUCCUUUUUUUGGAUCAUAAAGUUGAGUAGUAUUAAAUUACAACAAAUGUUCUUGAUCACAUUUAUUUUUUAUUAUAGUGGAAAAAAUUUGAUUAUUUUGCAUACUUAAACUUUUUUCUUGGAUCAUGAAGUUAUUUUCAACAUUAAAUUACAGAACAUUUUCUCAAUUCAUUUUUUAUUAUUAUAGAAGAGAAACAUUAUUUUCGCAUUCCUGACAGUAGCUCUUAUUUUUUUUAAUUAUUAUUAUUAUUUAGAUAUAUAAAUAUAUAUAAUUUCAUGAUUACAAGAAAACAAAACAGGAAUAUUUAAGCUCUUGUCCCCUCUGGCCUUCCGUACUGUAGUACCAUCACAUCUGCAUUUCUUCGUUAAUGUAAGAAGUUUUUUGUAAUAAUGAAAUGUGUUGAAGCCGACAUACGUAUGCAAUGCAGAAUGACUCUGGGGGGAAGUAAACGUGACGCCGGUAUUCUCCUUUCUCUGAGGGAUUUUGUGGUUAAACAAUCUUGCUCUUGAUAAAUAUUGGUCAGAUCUGUAAGAUAAAUGAUGCUUUGUGAAUUUGUACAAUUUCUUUAUGUUUGGUUUGCAUUGGCCGGACAAUGGAUGCCAUUGUUUAUGUUGUAUCAUCUGAUAUUUUGUGUUUAGGUCUUUUUUGUUUAAUUUUUCUCGUCAGUUCCUCUUUUCUUAUUGGCUGACAGGGACGCUGCCUUAAACUAGCUUUAAUGUUCUCAGCUAGAGCCCCACUCUCUCUCUGCGAGCUCAGAGAAAAGUCCUUAUUUAUUACCCCGCAGAAACAACACCUGACUAACGCCGGGACAGAAAGCUAUCAAAUUACAGCCCGAAAAUUAACUUUGUAACAUCCCGCUACGGAUUUCUGAUCUAAUUUGGAAAAUGUAUGUAUAAAAUAUAUAUAUAUAUUAUAUAUUCAUGUUGUAAAACAUCUGUACUAAAAGUUGUGUUUGACGAAAAAAGAAAAUCUGGUGCAUUUUUUUCUGUAUGCACCUGUAUAAUUGACUUGUUUCUUUAAUGCUCCCAUCAGACGUUUCUUUCCUGUUUUUUGUAUCCCGGUAGGGUAGAAUUCAUUUCGGAUGAGAGAGGAAACAUUUGUCAGAGACACAAUCCAACAGGUGCAGUUUGUCGCCUGCCUAAACCUGGUAAAGUUCUCCUUUAAAGUGUAAAAAAUCUGAUAGUAUUUGUGUUUUAUUGCUUUCUUUUUUUCUAAUUUUGCACUGUGUGUAAAUGCAAUCUUGCUAGCACAAAAAAAAAUGUUGCCAAUAGUUGUCUCAACUUUGCCGCUGUAAAUGCUCUUUCCGUGCUCUGCUCCUCUCUCGCUCUCUCUUUCUCUGAUUGUAUCCCUCUUCAUCAAAAUGUUAGUUCUCUCUUUCAGUUCAUUGUGAUAUAUUUAGCUGCCUUUAUAUGCAAAUAAAAUUGCAAGAUUUUUACUUAUCGA